UUUAACUUGAAUUUCAGCAACCUUCAUUUGGAGGUCAAAGGUCAAGUGUGUCAUGACCCCACGGGAGCAGCUGAGGAAGAUGACAGCGCUGGGGGAGCAGGGGGCUUUGGAUGAAAAGCACUGGUACCGCCUGGUCAACGGCAUGUCAACUGGAGAGCUUAGACAGAGACAGGAGUUAAUAAUGAGGAACCAGAUGGCCAUGGCUCCGCAGAUUCUCGCCCAGGGGCAACAGAGGUUACAGGGAGUCCCAGCACAGUUUGAACCUCAUUUCAUGGAGAGGGAGUUGGUUCAACCCAAUGAGAUGGUUGCCUCAGAGGCCCGACAGAUCCACAUGGGGCCUCACCUGGGUCCACCUCUUCCCCCACAUGCCAACAUCAUGCCUGGCAGAGCUUUCCCUGGAGCAGCCGGCUAUGGCUUCUUGCCCUCAGAGCCUAUGGAAACAGUUGCCCGGCGACAGGAGCUCAUUCACAAGCAAAACAUUGCCAGAAUGGAGAUGAAUGCCAUCCUGCACCAGAAGGAGCUGGAAACUGCCCACCAGAAGGGACUGAUAGGACUCGACAAUCCCAUGGCUUACCCUUCCAACCCCAUGGCCUUCAGAGGUCGUCAGCGCAUGCCAGACGGCCACGAUGUCUUUGUCCACCGCUCCACACUGGACGAACUUCACUCCAACAGCAUCCUCAUGUCUGCCAGCCCUUACCCGCCAAUCAGCACGUUGCACAGAGAGAGGGGACGAAGGGCUGGCAGAAGGCCGACCGCUCACAAGUGUGCAGAAAGUCACGUGGCCAACUUGAAGGGCCAAACUGAGGAUAAAAGUGUAGAGCAGAGCCCAGGGGCCACUUCAGGGGAGGAGAAAGAGGCAGAGGCCAAGGGGGACAUGGGAGAGGAGUGUGCUACCACUAAAACACACCAUCAAGCAAAAAUAGAGUCAGAACUUGCUACGGGAGGCAGGAAGAACUACAAAGAAGGGGAUACAGCCCUGCGUAAGGCCUGUGUGAACACUCAGGACAGCUGCUCUGAUGUGGCCAACAGUGGCACAAACGAAAAAGACAUAUCCAGCCAAUGUUCAGCUUUCCAGGAGAAGUUCAUGUAUCCCUCAGCAGGAGGAGCCCUCCCGGGGAUGCCUUACAUGUUCCCAGUCCCUGGAAAUGGCUUCCUCCCACCUGGUCCACGGAAUCUCUUUCUUAAUGGUGAUGAGGUGUCAGAGGACAUAAGGAAGUGGACAGUGAAUGACGUUUACAACUUUGUCAACAGUAUACCCACAUGUGCAGAAUACGCUCAGACAUUCAAGGACCACAUGAUUGAUGGUGAGACACUCCCCCUCCUCUCAGAGGAGCAUCUACUGGACACGCUGGGGCUGAAGCUGGGGCCGGCUCUAAAGAUCCGCUCACAGGUGUCCAAGCGUCUGGGCAACAUGUUGUACAUGAUGAACCUGCCGCUGCCCACCGCCCCCCUGCACGCCACCCCGGAGAAGCCCGGUGACCGCUCCUCAGAGAUCGGCUCCCCUGUUAACUGCAACAGUGAGGAGAUGGUGGGGAGUCCAAGAGACCCUGAAGUCCUCAAAUCCACAGAGCACCUUCAUGAGACAGAAAACAAUUCCCCUCCAUCUGCCAGCAGCGAGACAGUCUGA
Paralichthys olivaceus (Japanese flounder) is the source of this 1627-nucleotide messenger RNA. RefSeq names its product sterile alpha motif domain containing 7 (gene samd7). NCBI's taxonomy places the organism in Eukaryota, Metazoa, Chordata, Actinopteri, Pleuronectiformes, Paralichthyidae. Gene Ontology annotation, biological process: negative regulation of DNA-templated transcription. Gene Ontology annotation, molecular function: chromatin binding; histone binding. Gene Ontology annotation, cellular component: nucleus. The record is from RefSeq and is a predicted model, not a curated record.